Messenger RNA from Dissoconium aciculare CBS 342.82, 825 nucleotides. RefSeq lists its product as uncharacterized. The transcript is spliced from 4 exons. Gene Ontology annotation, cellular component: endoplasmic reticulum. Gene Ontology annotation, molecular function: iron ion binding; L-ascorbic acid binding; procollagen-proline 4-dioxygenase activity. NCBI's taxonomy places the organism in Eukaryota, Fungi, Ascomycota, Dothideomycetes, Mycosphaerellales, Dissoconiaceae. The record is from RefSeq and is a predicted model, not a curated record. Bases 1 to 825 code for a protein of 274 amino acids. Gene Ontology annotation, biological process: peptidyl-proline hydroxylation to 4-hydroxy-L-proline.
AUGCCGCACAUGAAUCGCGAGAAACUCAACUCCAUCGUCUAUCCAACCCCGAAUCUCCAAUGUCCACCGCACGGUUACCGCACACACGUGCUCUCCGCAAGUCCCUUAGUGCUCUACCUCGAAGAUUUUCUGAGUCCCACCGAAGUCCACGAGCUCGUCCAGCUCAGCAACCCCUCCUACCAACCCUCCACGCUGUUCACCUCGUCCCGGGAGUCCCACGACCCGACCAUCCGACUCUCCGAGAAGUCCCUCUUGCCACGCAGCAACACCGUCCGUUGCAUCGAAGCCCGCGCCCUCGCGCUCCAAGGCUGGCCGCAGGAUACCUUCAUCGAGCGGCUCUGGACACAGAGAUACAACGUCUCGGGGCAUUAUAAAUUGCAUUAUGACUGGGGCGCCGCCAGUCCGAAGGCGAGACGGGCGAGUAGCUUCAUGGUGUAUUUAUCUGGUGGUCGAGACGAGGGAGAAGCGGGCGAGGAGAAAUUGGAGGGCGAGGAGGCAUCGCAGGAGAGGCGAGAGUGGUGCGAUUUCAUCUCUUGUCCCGCUUCGUCUUCGUCCUCGUCAUCUUCAGCCUCUGCUUCGGAUUCGAACGAUGGCGUGACGUUCCUUCCUAUGGCCGGCAACGCCGUUUUCUGGCAGAACUUCGAUGCAGCGGGUCGCGGGCACAAGGAGACGCUGCAUGCGGGACUGCCGGUGACGAAAGGACAGAAAAUUGGAUUGAAUAUUUGGAGUUGGUAUCAGGCAGGGCAUCGGGCGCCGGAGGAAGGGCCUACCACAUCGCUGGCACUCGAACAAGCGGUCCCAACCACUGAAACUGAGGUGCCCUAG